AUGGUCCCUCUGCACAAGGACAACCAGGAGGACAUUUGUCCUAUCUGCCUGGAUCCUCUGAAGGAGGCCGUGAGCACCGACUGUAGACACCUCUUCUGCCGCAAGUGCCUCAGCCAGCACAUGGAUAAGGCUUCUGUCUCUGGAGUCUUCGGCUGCCCAGUCUGCAGGAAGCCCUGUUCUGAGGGGGUCCUUGGAGACGGUUACAUGUGCUACAGCCACCAGAAGAAGAUGUGCGUGUUCUGUGAGGCAAGCAGACAUCUCCUGUGCGUGGAAUGCCUCCAAUCGCCUGAACACCAGUCCCAUACUGAGCUCUCCAUUGAAAUUGCCAUCAGCCACUACAAGGAAAGACUCAACCGCAGAAUCAGAAAGCUCAGAAAGGACCUUGGUGACCUUCAGCGGCUUAAGGCUCAGGAAGAGGAGCAGCUGCAGGCUCUGCAGGUAGGUUGGGCGAGCCACGGGCUAAGAACUGAGCUGCAGAACCAAGGCCAAACCAAGGAGCAGCCGGAAGCCCUUCUUCAGCAUUGUCUGGACCAACAAGAGGACCUACCGGUGGUGGUGGCAGUAACCCAGCUCAGCAUCCUGGUCUCUGGCCUGGAAAGGAUGGCCAAGGAACUGGAUGCCAGUACUCUGAAGGAUGCCAGUGACUUACUGGACAGGAGUGCACCACAGAAGUUAGAAGGACUCCUCUCUCAUCUUCCUUCAGCCAGUCCAAAGCUCAAUUAG
Acomys russatus (golden spiny mouse) is the source of this 723-nucleotide messenger RNA. RefSeq names its product tripartite motif containing 40 (gene Trim40). Lineage: Eukaryota; Metazoa; Chordata; Mammalia; Rodentia; Muridae. The transcript is spliced from 5 exons. The record is from RefSeq and is a predicted model, not a curated record. Bases 1 to 723 code for a protein of 240 amino acids. Gene Ontology annotation, molecular function: zinc ion binding.